Drosophila guanche is the source of this 380-nucleotide messenger RNA. RefSeq lists its product as uncharacterized. Bases 37 to 330 code for a protein of 97 amino acids. Lineage: Eukaryota; Metazoa; Arthropoda; Insecta; Diptera; Drosophilidae. The transcript is spliced from 2 exons. The record is from RefSeq and is a predicted model, not a curated record.
AAGUUUUGCUCGGCAGACACAUUCACGCAUUCCGUCAUGUUUGUUCGGCAACUAACUCUAAGGCUGUGCCAGCUUCUGUUCCUGCCGCUGAUCCUGCCGCUGAGCCUGCCGCUGGGAGGCAGCUUUAUUGCGCCUCAUAUUGGACCCUGCGAAGAGAACGAGGUGAGGACCUGCAAGUCCUGCCAUGAGCCCAGCUGUACAGUGCCCAACUACAUUGAUCCGCACUGUGAAUACAUUAGAGUGUGCCGCCUGGUCUGCGGCUGCAAGUCGGGAUAUGUGCGGAAUGAUACCACAAAUCGUUGUGUUUCCAUUAACGAUUGUCACACCUAAAGUUAGUCCACAGUUUCUUUAUAAAUCAUAAAAAGAAGCCAUAAAUUGAA